AAAAAAAAAAAAGUGUGAGUAGGAAGGCAAGGGAAGUUGGAGUCGGCGCCCGAGCGUCUGAUGUCUCCGCCGACCAAUCAAAGCGUCGCUAUCAAUAGGCACCUCUUCUUUUCCCUUCCCCUUCUCCCCUCGUAAACAAAUCCCCCUCUUCCUCUCUUCUUCUCUCUCCUCCCUCCAUCAAACAUAUAUAUUUCUCUGCUAUUCGAUUCAAACUUUUUUUUUUUUUUUUUUUUAAUUUUAUUUUGUUUAAUUUAUUUAGCUUUUGGUACAAUUUAUAACAAAUACUUUUUUCAUUCUCUGCCUUUCUUAUAUUCUUUCCUUCAUCGUUCCCUUGGCUUCUUCCGUCAAUUUUUUGGUUCUACGGGAGAUGCCCUAAUUAUUUUCCUAUAAAUUCCUUUCUUCUAAUUUUAUUUCUGUCUUAAAGAUAUCCUUUUUAAUCCAACUUAUAUAAAUUACAACUUCAAUCAAAUUUUAUCUAAGUUAUGGGUAUGAUGGCUGUGGAACAAUUACCAGAUUUACAGCAGCAAUCUGCUUGUAACAACCGGUCUGAGGAUCUCGUUGACAAGAAGAAAAAGCGUCGAUCUAAUCGCCGUUCUAAGCAAAUUCCUGGGUCUGUUUGUAAUGAAGUCGCCGGACAUGCUUCUCAUGGCUUCCAUAACGAUACCUUGUCAACAACUAGUUCUUCGUCUAACCAACUUCCACUGAACAAUUCCUCCGAUUCUGCUUUUAAUAAUUCCUCCUCAACAAUGCAUUUACUUCAACCCGUACCAAAUCUCAACUCUGGUGUACAAGUUAUUUCAAGGUCUUUUCCUACUCAACAUACACAUCACCAUUCGGCUAGAUUGCAUGAUAAUGCUGAUUUUAUACCUCCUUACUUAGUUAAUGGUUGUUACAAACAAAACCACUUUGAUCCACACUUGUCAUUGGAUUUUGUUACGGAGGCAUUGCAGAGAGGCGAGGUUUUCCAAGCAAUACUACGUGUCAAUGCACAUAACAGACUCGAGGCUUAUUGCACAAUAGAAGGUGUCCCAACAGAUAUUUUUAUCAGUGGAAUCCCUAGGCAAAAUAGAGCUGUAGAAGGAGAUGUUGUUGCAGUUAAGGUUGAUUCUCCUCUAUUGUGGAGUAAGAUGAAAGGAUCAUCUGGUUCUGGGAGCAAUUUGUCUCAGGUAGACAAUCGUGAUUCUUCUGUUUAUGCUGAGAUCAAUCAGGACAGCUCCAAGGGAAAAACUUCACUGGAUGUGGAAUCUGGCCUUCAGCCUGUGACAAAUUGUUCACUUGUUGAGGAAAAUGGAUGUGGGUUGAACUAUAUUAACGUGGAUAGCUGUCAUUGCUCUGGCUUAGAUUCUUCACGUGAAUUUCGUCCUCGUGGAGAGAAUGAGGUUCUAAAUUCAGUUGAGAAAUUGUAUCAAGCUGUUGUUUCCUCCCCAUCUAAAAGACCAACUGGUAGGGUUGUGGCAAUUAUUGAACCCUCUUUUCGCAGAGAUGUUGUGGUGGGUGUUUUGAAAGCUAAUUGGUUGCUUCAUUCCAAGGAAGGUUACCAAAAAGAGAACUAUAAUAAGAACACAAAUUUGGUGCUUCCUUCCAAUUGCAAUUACAUCCAAUUAAUACCAACUGACCCAAAGUUGCCUAAAAUGAUUGUGCCUGUGGGAGCUUUGCCACCUAAUAUUAAGAAAAGGUUGGAUGCUGCAGAUGUGUCAGUGGAAAGAGAACUUGUUGCUGCUCGGAUAGAUAUUUGGCCAGAAGAAAGUUUACUUCCACAUGCGUGUGUCAUGCGUAGUUUUGGGCUAGGUGGGGAAGUGGAAUCACGGAUUGAGGCAGUUUUGUUUGAAAAUGCAAUUUGUACUUCUGAUUUUUCUGAAGAGUCUCUUUCCUGCCUGCCAAUUGAGUCAUGGCAAGUCCCACAGACAGAGCUGCAACAUCGAAAAGAUAUUAGAAACCUUUGUGUAUUUACCAUUGAUCCUUCCACGGCCACUGACCUUGAUGAUGCCCUCUCUGUUGAAAGGUUGUCAGAUGGAAACUUCAGGGUUGGGGUUCACAUUGCUGACAUGUCUUAUUUUGUUCAACCAGAUACACCCUUAGAUAUAGAAGCACAAGUUCGAUCUACUAGUGUUUAUAUGUUGCGGCGUAAAUUAUCCAUGCUACCUGCUUUGCUUUCGGAAAAUCUGGGUUCACUUAUUCCAGGAGUAGAUAGGCUCACUUUUUCUAUCUUCUGGGACUUGAAUGUUUCUGGCCAUGUCCUAGAUAGAUGGGUUGGUCGUACAGUGAUUAGGUCUUGUUGCAAGUUGUCUUAUGAGCAUGCACAGGACAUAAUUGAUGGUCGAAUCAGUGUUAACAGUGUGGAGAAUGGUGAAAACAGCUUUCCUCAGCUUUAUGGCCAUUUUACUUGGCUUGAUGUUUUUCAGUCUGUCGGAUAUCUUAAUGAGAUAUCUAAAGCUUUGAAGUUUAACAGAUUUGUUGAUGGUGCUCUGCGACUUGAUAAUGCCAAGGUUGUAUUCUUAAUGGAUGAAUUUGGAGUUCCAUACGAUAGCGUGCUUUGUGAGCGGAAAGAGUCCAAUUUUUUGGUAGAGGAGUUUAUGCUUUUGGCUAAUAGGACGGCUGCAGAAAUUAUUUCUAGAGCUUUUCCAGACAGCGCUUUGUUGCGGAGGCAUCCUGAGCCUAACAUGCGGAAACUUAAGGAAUUUGAAGUCUUUUUCAGCAAACAUGGUUUAGAAUUGGAUGCUUCUUCAUCUGGCAGCUUACAUAGAUCGCUGGAAAAGAUUAAAGAGAAGCUUAAGGAAGAUUCAAUAUUUUAUGAUAUAGUAAUAAAUUAUGCGACUAAGCCAAUGCAACUGGCAAAAUACUUCUGCACUGGAGAUGCAACAGUGCCCAAGGAUGGUUGGGGUCAUUUUGCACUGGCAGUUCCCCUCUACACUCAUUUCACUUCACCAUUGCGUCGAUAUCCUGAUAUAGUUGUCCAUCGGACAUUAAGCGCUGUUAUAGAGGCAGAGCAGAGGUAUUUGAAUUAUCAAAGCAAAGGAAAUAAACUCAGUCGGGCAGGGGAUGUUAGGUGCUUUACUGGGAUGAAUUUUGAUAAAACUGCUUUCCAAUCUGUUGAAGGCCAGCAGGCAUUAUCUGAUGCAGCACUAAAGCACAAGCUAUCAUGUAGGGAAACACUCACAGAUGUAGCCUCCUACUGCAAUCAGAAAAAAUUGGCAAGUCGUCAUGUCAAGGAUGCUGUUGAUAAACUGUAUAUGUGGGUGUUGCUGAGGAAUAAUGAGAUUUUGUUUUCAGAAGCUAGAGUUUUGGGAAUAGGUCCAAGGUUUAUGUCCAUAUAUGUGCAGAAGCUCGCGAUUGAGAGGCGUAUAUAUUACGAUGACGUUGAUGGCUUGAUAGCGGAAUGGCUUGAGGCUACAUCUACACUUGUUCUCAACUAUGUGCACCAUAAUAAUAAGCGCUUCCAACGGAGAGGUAACCAAUACAAGCCGCUGGAAGAAGUGGCCUUAGUUUGUAGUCCUUGCAACUUGGAACCAGAUUUUGAUGCUUUGCAAAAUGACAAUUCUGGCAAACCAUGCGAGCCUACAGAUUGUCUGAAAAAUUCUUGUCAGCCUGUAGUGAAAAUUGAUCCUGUUGUUUUCCCCCUCACAAUUCGUGUUCUGUCUACAAUCCCUGUUGCACUUCAUGCUGUUGGUGGAGAUGAUGGGCCUCUGGAUAUUGCUGCGAGGCUCUAUGUUACUUCGUAUUUCAGGUGACUUCACAAUUGUGAUUUAAAAAAUCUCUGAAAAUGGAGUUCUCUUUCAUGUGGGAAUGCUGGAUCUCUGUUUGUAGAUAGUGAAGUUGGUGUACAGUCAAACAUACGUGCAUUCAAUUUUAAGGACUCCGUAGUAGUUUCUUUCUGACCCGAACAUCUCGUCUGGUGUGAGGUGUACCAAUUAGAAGAAGGGUAUAUGCUCUGGCCAUUGGUAAUAGUGGCUAUUUUUAUUAUAAGCUGCUUUUGGGGGGAUCAGGUCCAUGAUGUAUUUUUUUUGAAGUCGGGCCAGUCAAACCCUUAGCAUAUACCCUCUUCUUUUUCCCUCACUUCUCUAGUUUUUAUUAUUCCUCUUCUUCUUCACUCUCACUCUUUUUUUUUUUGCUGCUGCUGUUGCCCAAUGUCUUUUAUAAAUUUUGGGUAGCUCAAAGCUGCACAGAUAAGAAAGGUUGCAGGAAGUAAUAUCUUCUACAGAAGCGACUUUUCCAGGGGUUAUUUUUUCUUACCAUAAUGCUUCAGUUGAUGAGGCAUAGUGUGCAUUUAACUUUGGACGUUGUUGUUUUCACAUAAGUACUCCCUCCAGCAAUCUGUAAUGGACGAAGGGAGCAGUUGAUUAAGUUUGUUUGCGUGGAAUAAUAUUUUGAUUUGACUGUUGUGAUCUUAAAUUAUUUGUACGGAGUAGUGUUUAAUGGAAAUCUUUUAAUGUUGAUUUCUGCGUCAUACUCCUAGUACUCUAGUAGGCAUGCUGUAUACAUAAAAUCUUAUGUCCAGCAACUUUGUGUUUGUGGUAUGAUCAAAUAAUUUUUCC
Molecule: messenger RNA, 4532 nt
Organism: Chenopodium quinoa (quinoa)
Lineage: Eukaryota; Viridiplantae; Streptophyta; Magnoliopsida; Caryophyllales; Amaranthaceae
Product: DIS3-like exonuclease 2
Exons: 7
Coding region: 483-3728 (1081 amino acids)
Cellular component (GO): P-body; exosome (RNase complex)
Molecular function (GO): 3'-5'-RNA exonuclease activity; RNA binding
Source: RefSeq, a predicted model, not a curated record